UCUCUUUCAGACUCCCAGCAGAAUCAUGCCUGAAGUUACAUACUCUGACGUGAAGUUCACCAAAUCAGCGCCUGAACAUCAAAAUUCUUCAUCGACUGACAUCACUUAUGCUGAAGUCCAGUUUCCGAAACUGGAAGACCCAAAGGAUUUAUCGAUUCACAUUAAAAAAAUAGAGGAGGAUGUUCAACAACCCGGACGGGACAGGAAGUCCAAAAUGUCUCCAGUGGUUCUGGUGGUUCUGAUUGGUCUCAUCGUUCUCCUGGCAGCAGCUGCUUGUGGCCUGGUUGUAUUUUAUACAAAGUACAACGAAACUCUCCAAAGGCUGAAUGAGGAGAUCAAAAUGUGUAAGGAAAACAUCUCAGCUCCUUAUGCUACGACUGGAACCACAGAACCAAAGCAACCAACAUCUCUGCCUCCUCUAACAUCUCCUCCUCCUUCAACAAGUCCUCCUUCAACAUGUCCUCCUUUGACAAGUCCUCCUUCAACAUGUCCUCCUCCUCUAACAUGUCCUCCUUCAACAUGUCCUCCUUCGUCAUGUCCUCCUCCUCUAACAUGUCCUCCUUCAACAUGUCCUCCUUCAACAACUCCAAAACCUUCAACGUAUCCACCAACUACAAGAAGAAAUGAAGCAAACAGCCUGAGUGCGUAGGGGAGGAGCAUGGGGUGAAUGUCACGGUACUCUGGACUGCAGACAAAACUCCGGAGAUGCUGUGGUUGGACAGAGAUUGUGCUGAUCUUCUAUUUGUGAGAAAGAGGCAGAAAUGCAGUCGUGUUUGUGUGUCGUUCAAUUCAGUCCAGAAAACAGCUUCAUAUCUCUGCACAUUUUAUAAAGAUAAUUACCAUAUAAACAUCCUGAUUCUAAGAGAUCUUUACCUGAUUUUCACUUCCUGUAACAACAAAUCUCCUGUUAAAUACGUAAAAUCAUUAAAAUGUUUUAUUCAGCUUUUACAAGCUUCUUGUUUUUGUUGUAGCUGUCGAACAAUGAGGUUCAAUCAUCAAGUUCUCCACUUUAACAAAGGAGGGAAAAAACAUUUCAUCACAUACAUUGCUAUAAUAAUUGUUCCCUU
Messenger RNA from Poeciliopsis prolifica (blackstripe livebearer), 1067 nucleotides. Its product is annotated as coiled-coil domain-containing protein 86-like. The coding region runs from base 26 to 649 and encodes 207 amino acids. The record is from RefSeq and is a predicted model, not a curated record. NCBI's taxonomy places the organism in Eukaryota, Metazoa, Chordata, Actinopteri, Cyprinodontiformes, Poeciliidae. The transcript has 7 exons.